Molecule: messenger RNA, 792 nt
Organism: Scylla paramamosain (green mud crab)
Lineage: Eukaryota; Metazoa; Arthropoda; Malacostraca; Decapoda; Portunidae
Product: WAS/WASL-interacting protein family member 3-like
Exons: 4
Coding region: 1-792 (263 amino acids)
Source: RefSeq, a predicted model, not a curated record
AUGAAAUGCGGAGUACCACAAGGAAGUGUCCUGUCACCAACACUCUUCACAAUUUACACCAACGAUAUACAACAGCCUCAACAAAACCUCAACAUCAGCUUCGCAGACGAUAUAACACAAAUGAUUGGCUACCCAGGGAGAUCUAGGAACAUGCUAAACAUCAAAACUGAGCGAGCAAUAAAGGCAGUAUCAGGUGUGGAGAGACGGGUAUCAGGUGUGGAGAGACAGGUAUCAGGUGUGGAGAGACAGGUACCAGGUGUGGAGAGACAGGUACCAGGUGUGGAGAGACAGGCUCCAGGCUCCUGGCCUGCUGAGGCUCCUGCUGGUGACCGAGGGGCGCCCAGUGUCACCACGUGUGGCAGGGUGCCCCGGUGCCCCAAGGCAGGUGUGGCCACCAAUGACACUGGUGUGACCCCCCCUCCACCCCCCGCCCCUCACCAGCCACCUCCCCCUGACACGGCGACCUCUCCCCCCGGACACACCACAGCCACCUUGACCACCACCCGCGCCACAACCAUCACAGCCGUCUGUAACACCGCAGCCCCCGGCCCUUCAUCAGCCUCCCAGCGCUCCCUCAAGGCCAUCGUCCUCCCGCUAUCAGGAUUACCGGCCGUCACAUCAACCUUGACGCCCACGCCACCACCGCCGCGCGCCCCACCCACGCCGUCACACCAGUACGCUACAGCAGGGGCCAGCAAAGUACACAGGACCGACUCCAACACAGCACCACGCCACGCAAUGACACAGAGGUCGCCAGUGGGUGAGGAGACGCGGCCUUCAGCCCCGGCGUGA